UUGGAAUGGCAGCUAAUAUGUUGUUGUAGUUGACGUUUUUAAAUUAGAUACGAACUUUGUAUUAUCCUAGAAAAUUAAAUGGAGAUUCGGUAGUAUACAGUGGUGUACGUCAGCUGUAGGCGUGUAUUGAGUGAAUCCUUGUCUGCCAUGAUUGGUUCGAAGCGUCUAUCGGGAAGAAGUGUACAGAUUUUCGCAUAAUGUGCAACAGACACACCUUAUGUAGUAGUUUAGUGGGGAGCUGACUGACAAACAUAGUUCUGCAAUAUUUCUUUUUGUAAUUAGUGAAUCAGGAUGGUUGUGGAUCAGGUGCCUCGACAUCUGUUUCACAAGAUGCAGCCAACAGGAAUGUCACCAAAAGAGCUGUCGGAGAAUGACGAUUUGGCGACGUCAUUAGUUCUUGAUCCUCAUUUGGGUUUUGUUACUCACAAGAUGAACAUCAGGUACAGACCUUUAAAAGCAAACAAAGAAGAAUUGAAAGGAAUUAUAGAAGAGUUCAUAGUGACACAAAAUUAUGAAAAGGCAUAUAAUCGUUUAAUAUCUGGUGAAUGGAUGCCACGGAUGACACAUUUCAAGUCGAAGCAGCAGCAACUGCGCUUAGAGGAACAUAUAUAUCGCUAUUUACGAGUCUUCGACAAAGAUUCUGGUUUCAUUAUUGAGCCUUGUUAUCGAUAUUCUCUUGAAGGACAGAAAGGUGCAAAGAUAUCGGCCACAAAAAAAUGGUACAAGAAUGAAAAAAUACCAUGUUUGGUUGGUUGUAUAGCAGAACUGACAGAGGAAGAAGAAGCAAUGCUGCUACAUCCAGGAAAAAAUGAUUUUUCUGUGAUGUUCAGCUGCCGCAAGAAUUGUGCACAACUGUGGCUUGGGCCAGCAGCAUUCAUAAAUCAUGAUUGUAGAGCAAAUUGUAAGUUUGUGGCAACUGGAAGGGAUACUGCUUGUGUGAAGGUUCUUAGAGAUAUUGAAGUUGGAGAAGAAAUUACAUGUUUCUAUGGAGAGGAUUUCUUUGGAGAUGGGAAUUGCUAUUGUGAAUGCGAGACAUGUGAGAGGAGGGGAACUGGAGCAUUUGCUAAAGGAAAACCUAAUAGUGAUGAACUUAGCUCUGGUUACCGAUUGAGAGAGACUGAUAACCGUUUAAAUCGAACAAAACAUCGACAGAACCCUGUGCAAAAGCCAGAGUUUGUGGGGGAAAGAGAAUUGAUUGACAGUGCAGUCAAUAACAGGUCAUCUGCCAGCAGUGAAGCUAAAACAUCUAUUGUUGCUCCUUUAAGCAUUAAGGAACUACGGCAAAAGGGAUUAACAAAAUAUGAUGCAGAACUGCUGAUUGCAGCCCAAGGAUCUAAAUUUUCGGAUAUUGAACAUGCAGUUAGCAGUGGAACACGUAGAGGAGUUGAGAAGAUGACGGCAGUGUCCACCACGCAAGAAUCUUCUGCUGCAUCUUUACCACUUGGAAAGGCCAGCACCGAACGAAUUGCAAAAGAACGUAGUGAAAGGAUAACUAGAAGGGAAGUUAUGCGUUCAGGUUGUCAUUCAUUAAAGUCUGUUCGCUCAGGUGGUUCCAGUCGAUCCCAACGGCUUUUGCGCAAAGCGCAGACGAGGUCGGAAUUAAAGACAAUGCAGUUAAAUUCUUCACAGGUUGACGAUGAUGAUGAUAAUGUUACUCUUUCAAACUUAAUUAGUCGCAGUUCAUCAUCUUUGACAGAGGAUACUCAAAAUAGUAAUAGUAAUUGCUCUAGCAAUAGCAACAGUAGCUGCAUCAGCAGUCUUAGCAGCCUUAGCAAUGACAGUGGGGUAGUUUCUGACAGUGAUGGGCAGAAAGAUUGCUGUGACAUGCAGGUAGGGGCUGAUGCACCUGAGGGCGAGACUUGCGGGAUCACCUUAAGGAAUCACAAAAGGUUGAAUGAACUUUCAGUAGAUGCUUGCCUUGUCACAGAGAGAGCUGUUAGUUGUAGCAUAGAUCAUCAGGUGGAAUCUAAUUGUGUUGUAGAAUGUCAGAUGCCAGAAUCACGGCAAGAUGAAACUAUUGAGAGACUCAGUGAAGUGACACCCGUGUCGCAUUCACCAGUCAGCAAUACUACGCAAGCUGAAUGUGAGGAUAAAAGAGCAAUGUUUGAAGUCCUUCAGGAAACUAACGAAGAAACUACAUGUGAGCCAUUGAAAGCAGUUGUUGAUAAUAAAACUGUAGAGAAUGAAAACGAGUAUUCUGAUGUUGUAGUGGAAGCAGAACAGUCUUUCAGUAAUAAUAAUAAUAAUGAUGAUAAUGAUAAUGAUGAUGAUGUGGAUGAUGAUUAUGAUGAAAAUAUUCCGAAUAAGAAUGAGACUGAUAGUUGUGCUGAUUCAGAUGUUGGUAUGGAAAAUGGACACACUGCAACAUUUGAUACUGGAGCAAAUGAGAGCUUUCUUGAAGACGAUAGCGGCCAUCAAAGUGGCCAGUCGUGUUCAACGAUAAAUGUAGAUUCCCAGUGUGAACUUCUAGGAGAACCUGCUGUUGCACCACUGUCUAAUCAAAACCUACAUUGUAGUGAGCUUCAUGUGAAUAACAGUGUGGAAAAUAAUUUUAGUUCUGUGACCCAGUACACAGAAAGGACGAAGGAUAUCUAUGAAUUUAGUGACAAAGAAGAUAGUGAUUUAGCUGAACCCCAACGUUUUUGUCGUUCUAGGUUGUUAGGUAAUUCUCUUGGUAGUAAUUCAGUUAGAUCACAAACAUUGUGUAACAGUGCUAUUGAAUGUUGGAAUAAAAGUUCUUGUGAGGUGAGAGAGACAUCAGUAAAAGUGCACCACACAGCAGACACCGAAUGUGCUCGUGAAAAUAAUAUGUCCAAACAUUCGCUAUCAUUAAGUGCGCCGAUGCCACCCCCUAAACCAAGUGAGCCAGGACGUUUAAAACUAACACUGCGCAUGAAGCGUAGUCCAAUGUUGGACGAAAUUAUAGAAUCUGGAUCAAAUUUCAGUGAUGACAGUUUUGCUCCUGAGUAUGAAAUUCUAAGGGUUGAAGGUGUAGAAAAUGAGAAUCUUAUGAGAGGGAGUCAUAAAAAUGGUUCUCAUAGAAAGAAGAGGCACAAAUCUAAGGAUAGAGAAAAGAAGCAUAGACGGUUAAAAGAACUUAUGAAUCGACAAACUUUUGACGAUAUAAACGAAGAAAAUAACAUUUUUCGAAAAAGUGAAUGCAACAGCUUCUAUUCUUCUUCGAGCAAGGUGGAAACUUUCGUUCGCCCGCCCAUGAAACGCUUAAGACUGAUAUUAGGUAACGAGACUCAUACUAUUGAUAUACCAGCUACUGCCACAACAGCACCCAUUUCAAAAUCAGCUUAGUUUGAAAUUACUUGAGUUUAACGUCUUUCAUGCAAUUAAUGUAUGGCUCUGGUAGCCCUCAGUAGAGUUAUCAUUGGAGCCCAUAAUUGAAGAGUAUUUAGUAAGAUUUCAUUAGUCUGACAGUUUCAGAACAAUAUUGCAGAAGUCUAAUAAUUCUAUUUUGUUGGGCUUAUUACCCUAAUUGGAAAUUCAAACUUAACAUGCAAAAACUAGUUUUGCAUUUGCCUAACAAAGCGCAAAAAGAAGAGGUUUCUGUUGUAAUUUCAUGGAGUGAUCGAAAGUUUCUACUUGUAAAUGGAUAUAUUUUUGCAUUGAAAUUCAUAAAAGAAUAUCUGUUGCCAUUAGUUGACACAGUAAUUAUGUAAUAAUUGAUGCCUUAGACAAUUUGACUCUCUAAAAUUUGUAUUGAGGUUUGUGUUUUACAUAUUUACGUACCAUUUUAUGUACAGCCACACAAAGUUUUGUGGUUGUAGAUCUUCUGUUCUUCUCAGAUGGUAAUACAUAAUGCACUUCUGAAUCUGUUCUGUCAUUUACAUAAAAGUUUUGCGGCAUGUACAUGUGUGAAAUUUGAUUGAAUAAGAUACAUAAAUUAAGACAUGGUAUAACUUAGCUAGCAUUGUAAAGAAAAUGAAAAGGCAGUGUGUUUGCAAAUGCCCUUUAUAUCAUCUUCCACCUUUGUAUCAUCAUAAAUAUCUAAACACAGUGUGCAAAGUUUGAUAUUGGUUUAUAAGUUGAAAUUAAUAUUGGUUUAUAAGUUGAGAUUAAUAUUUUAAAAUGCAGUGAGUUGUAAAAUUCAUGGCAACUAAAAUAUUGAAAAUUUCAGUUAAGAGUUAAAAUGAAAAGGGGAUGAUGUUUGUUUGAAGUAAUGCUUUGUUAAAAGCACUCCUCUCCUGCUUUGACUUAUACAGUGUUUCAUUAUCAUUGUGUUUAGAAAACGAUAAACAGUAUUUGUUCUAGUAAUGAACAAUAUUGGUAAUUUUACUAAAGUCACAGAUUCGAAUAUUGCAUUGCUUCCAAAUGGGCAAAAACACUUCUGCCUUUUGAGUAUGUCAACCUGACCAGUGUCAUUUCAUUGUUGUUGCUUAUGUAUCUUAUCUACCCCUCCCCCCUUUUUUUCCCAGUACUCCAUUAGGUGCCUGGUGUUUGUAUGUUCACGCAAUUCUCUUAGAGGUAUAAAAGUACCAUAUAUAACAAUUACACUGCCGUUCAUGUCAGUGGUUAUGUAGAAUUAUGUUUAAUUAUUAUGAGUAUGUCUGGUGUUACCUUAUUGUCAAUUCUCCUUUUUUUUCAUUUCUGUUGUGUGAUGAAUACAGUUUCUGUUUUUGUUAAUUGAUAUAUAAUUUGUUUCUAUGUGGUUUUGAGACAUGUCUAAAGAAAUAUUAGUAAGUUGCAAGUCAAAUGUGAAAACUUUUUCAGUUGAUGAAAUAGUGCAUUAUGUUGCCUCAUGUGAAUUUCAGUCCAUGGACAUUACUGGAAAAUUCUUGUAGCAACUGUAAAACAUUGCUUUUGUAAAACACACUUACAUAUAUCCUGUUAAAUUAGUGACAUAAUAACUUUUUAAUUAUAUGAAUUCCAUCAUGUGGCAUUUUGUGUGCAAGUUCAUUACUCAUUCUUGCUUUUUCUGUACUGGUAUUCUACAAUUUUAAAGUUUUCUCUUGUAAAGGUGUAAUUAUUAUCUUAUAUUGUUACUGUAGCAUGUCUAUCUAAAGUUAGGUUAAUAUUAUUCUUGCUCAUGUUGACAUAUUAACACUGGAAUGGUGACUAAAUAUUACUAUGCUCUAGAAAUGUGCCUGACAUAAUGGACUUAGGUACUUUAAAAUUUAUAUAGAUAAGUUUUCAUAUACACAGUGGCUCAGCCUUUUUUUUACCCCCUUUGUUACUGAUUUGGGUAAUCUUUUUGCAGCAGAUCCAUUUACAAUUAUCUCGGUGAAUAUUUCUAGUCAAAACUUUUUAAAUAAGACAGCUGAGGAAUUGUGUGCUUCUGAGCAACUAAAUAUGCCUGAGAAAUAUGUGCUUACAUCAUCAGUUGUGAAUCUAUGUUGAGAUGGUUGUUAUUUUGUUGUUAUAAUCAUGGAAAGCACAAAACUUGUGCACUGGCAUAUAGUAUUGUCUCUAAAAAUAUUCUGAUAGGUUUCUUGUUUUUAUAAAAAUAAAAACUUAAUAUUCAGUUUCUCAAUCAUCGUCUCAAGUCAGAAGUUAGAAGAUUUUGUAUUUAUUUGGUUUUUCCAUUUGUGUUUCUCUUUAUCUGUAUUACAUUGUCAAGGCAUAUUCAGCUGCACAUGGAACAUAUAGGUUCAGCUGAGUCUCAUGAUCAGAUGUAUCUAGUUUGUUCCCUUUAUUGCAUAAAUCAUUUGUUAUUCACUGGACAUAUAUUCAGAAUUAAUACUUGUUUAUGGCAGCAUUCUCAAAUGCAUAGAAUUACCAUAUUCCACCUAUAAAAUUAAUAGCCCCAUUUUCUUAAUUUGUAGGUGUUGAAAAAUAGCCAUAAGAUAUGCGAAUUUGUCUUCCUGUGUAUUUCUCCCUUAUCUAUGGUGAGUGAUGUAAGAUGUGAAUGGAUAAUAUAUUUUUCUGCAACACGCUGGUGCUUAGGGGAAGUAGUACUUCAACAAUAUUGAAUGUGGCCUCCAAUUUUCUCUACUGUUUGCUUUUCUUAUACUUCCAGAGCCUCACUGCCAAUAAUUGUAGUUCUAUUAUUUUCAGUCUUUUAGGUGAUAUAUAAUUGCAUUUGCUUCUCCACAUUCUGUUACUAAUGUAACUAUGUGUAACCAUGAGUUGUUGCUGUCAUUGUAUGGAAGAGGACUUGGCACGGUCUUGAAUAUGAUUAUAGAGUCGCCUUUUUUCUUUAAAGAAAUUGUCUGUUCAUAAAUUAAUCAUUCCAUUCUGUAGUGAAAUAAAAGACGCAAUCAGCUCUUCAUGUGCCAAUGUCCUCAUCAGUACAUGCAUCAUGCAUAUUUGUAGUAAAAUUGAUUUUUAUUUACUUGAUAUGUAUAUACAAGUGGGAUUGAAAUGUGCAGAGAAUGGUCUUUAUAUACAUAUAUCAAAAUCACAUCUGAAUGAAGAAUUCCUGAAAAUGUGGGAAUAUUUUCAUUUGGCUGUUAAAAUGUUAGUGUGUUUAUAUUGUGUGUGUGCGUGUGCAUGUGCUUCUGUAUAUAAGUAUGUCAGUACAUAAUUUUCAAAAACUGCCAGUCAGUUUAGAUGUAAAUAGUUAAGUCUUUGAAUAGUAUACAUGUUUCUUCAUUUUGUAGGCAUGGUAUGCCCUUUUUCUGUAGCAAACAGUGAUGAUGUGCAAAUGAAGUUGUUUUAUGUCACAUGUGCUUAUGGUUUCUGUGGACCAUUUGUGAAUGGAUUAAUCUUUCUUGUCCAGUAUGGCCGUCAUACAAUAUUUUGUGCCACCACUCACAAUCAAGUGUUUUACAUAGCAAUAAGAUUGCAAAUGCUAAAGCUGAAGUAACUGGUAUUUGGUGGAGGCUACUUUGCUACAUAUUAAGAAACAUGUGUCUUUUCUUGUUGGUUGUUAACUUCUGUUGUGAUAUUUACCUCACUUAUUUUAAAUGUUGUUGUAUUUAAUAAAUAGUUUAGUUUUUAAGUAUUCAAGUACUUCAUCUUAUUGAAACAUUAUUUAAUUGCACUCCCUUAAUUUCAAGGGAGCUGAUAUUGUAGUAUGGAUAAUAUUUAUCUGCUGCUUUGUUUUUCAUUUUGUGCUGGGGCAAAAAUCAUACUUUCUAUGAGAGAGGAAAAAAAAUUGCAUGUAUGAAUCUUGUUGAUCUGGUUUUAUUUGUUCAUUUUGAUGGACACUUCAAAGCCUGAAAUAUGUAAAGAAUCAAAAUGUAAUAGCUCUUGGUCUACAGGAAGGGAAAAACACCCACAGAGAUGUGGAAUGUUAGUUUUUGGUACUUACUUAUGCAAGCUUACUCUGCUCAUGUGAAUUUUAAAGAAAACCUUCACUAUUUUAUGAAGAGAAGAUGUGGGUACAGAAAAACUUGUGAGCGGUUUUCAAGAGAGUAGCACUUCUCAUAUAUUUGAGCAAAAUGUGGAAAACUGAAGCAAUAAUGAUUAGCUUUAAUGCAAUUUAUUUCUGUACAUUUGUCCACUUACAAAUAUAUUUCCAACUUUAAAUAAACAUAUAGUGGAAGUUAUGUGAAUUACAGCUAAUUGUGAAGCUAUGAAUUCCCUUAUUAGAAUGAAGUGUGGUGUCUGCUUUUUGAAGGUACGAUGUCAAACAUUUAACUCUCUCUCUCUCUCUCUCUCUCUCUCUCUCUCUCUCUCUCUCUCUCUCUCUCCCUCUCUCUCUCUCCUUUCUGGUGUUCCCUCCCUCCCUCCCUCCCUCCCUCUCCCUGUUUCUUUGCAUAUUUUGGUACAUUUUCAUUGGGGUACAGUUAAUUUACCUGUAGAUGAGAUAUUUAAUUUUGUAAGAAAUAGUUGAGCCAAAGUUUUCCAAUUUUCAGUAUUGUGUUAUGCAUUUUGUUAAAUAGUUUGGAGUUGCUCCUUUGUGACUCCACAUUUGUUGUGCAGUGACUACAGAGAUGGGCUUGUUUCUCUAUUCUGUGUGCAUCUGUAUCUGAGUUCUGGAAUCACUAAUUGUAAUGAAUGAUUAGAUGAUAGACAUACGGUUCCAUUUCAGAUAAAGUCAGGCUACUUUCUGCAAGCUGGGAAAAUUAUGUUGGUGGAUCAUCUGAUCAAUUUUACACACCCUAAAGAAAAUGCUGCUGUUAUUAAUGUUAUUUCUCAUAUUAAAUAUUCUGUAUGUUGGAUGAACAGGUGUGAGGGACUAUUCCUGAAAGUCAAAGCUUACGUUAAAGAAGAAACGCAUCUACAAUUCUACUAUAUUUAAAAGUAUAGUGAUUAACUAAUUUUACUUUUUUGUACUUUGGUGGGGGGAGAGUGGUAAGAGUAAAAUAUAAGCCUUGGGGGACCCAAAUAAAGAGACAGAGCCAACAUAAGGACCAUAGUUUUUCCUUUUAUGUCUCCUGUGUUUCAUUUUUUUUUUUUUGUCUUCUGUACCCAAUAUAAUUAUUUACAGUUGACACAAUGGGUUGAAGUCUCGCUUCCACUUUAGUGCAUAGCUGAGGAGUUUCUAGCUCUUUGUUGAUUCAUUUGUUUACCUUUGUAAGACAGAUCCACAUUUAACUUUAUUUUUGUAACUGAAAAGUAACUAUGGAACCACUGUUCCUUUAGCAACAAAAAUGUUGCCUGUGCCAGUGACAAUCUGAUACAGUUUUUUUAUAGUGUAACUCAAGCAGUAACAUUUUACUGUGAAUUGUGGAAAAAAGAACUUUGAGAAUAUAUCAUUAACCUCUCCCAUCCUCACAGUUUGUGCUGACUCACUUACGUAUGACUACAAGCUGCUUGACGUCAAAUAGUUUUAUUGUUGCUUCAACUGUGUAGUAAUCAUUAUGUCAAGAUUGGCUACUUACUACAAAUAUUCACAUAGCUUGUUUCAGCAAUUUAUUGUUAUCUUUCAGUGACAUUAUUGUACAGUCUUGUAGGAAUUCAUGUUCUGUCCCAAAUGAAUGCCAAGAAGAAAGUAUAAGAUUUCUUUAUUAUUACAAUUUGUGCAACCACUGGGUAACCUUACAAGAAACAGAUUCUCAUUGUUACUGAGUAGCCAGAAGCUAUAUCAUACUGGUGAAAUUUUAUUAGUGCGCAAGUAAGAACAUACUUUGUUAGGGGGAAAUAAUGACUGAAACCCCUUGCAUGGACUUUCGUUGCUAAAAAGAUAGGGACAGAGGGUAGGUUUGCUUUGCUUAUAUAUCAUUACAGAUUUAAUUGUGUUGAUAAUUACAUUCAUAUGAAACACAAAUAUACCAGAACAAUAACAUAUAAAUUUUGUAUUAGUGGUCCUAAAGAUCAGAAGUUUCAAUUUAAUGUGUAGGGAAGCAAAUAAUGUAAAAUUGGUGAUCACUCUACAUUAAUAUUAAGCAGCCACUAUGUGCUGAUUGCUCCCACUUAGAAUUAAACAGCAGGGUUUUUGGUUUCACCAUCCAUAUAGUGACCAUAUUGUGCUUAGUUGGUUGAAAGUAUUUGAAAAAUGAAUGCAAAAUCAACAAAAUUAUCAUCUUUCAACUAUAAAGCAGCACAGAAUUCAAACUGCUCAUAUUGACUCAUUUUGGUGAGAGCAUCCGAAGUAAUACAGCUUUUACCUGACAGAACAAGGAAAAGGCACUAAAAAGCAGAGGCAGAUGAAGUUAUUGUUACCUGAUAGAUUUCUUCACCACAAAUAUGCAAUAUGCGUUGAAAAAGCACUGCAGUUUGACCAGCUUCAGUUACUUAGUGUGCAAAAUGUAGGUCAAAUAUGGUCCACUAUGCAAGACUUUGUUUAUAACUGUUUCUGAAGAUAACCACAAUUCUCUCAAGUAAUAAUAUUUCUCUGACCUUUAUGGGAAAACUCAUUUAGACUUCAUUAUGAAAACUACCUCCAGUUUUAAAAAUAGUUGACAAUAUAACUAUGCUAAUAGAACAAGGUGAAAAUUGUGUAAUUGACAAAACAUUGAAAUUACGAUUAUCAUUUGUGGGGUGAAAAACUAAACAAAAAUAACUUAUGAGAUAUAAUUAGGGGUGAGGGAGAGGGUACUGUUAAGAAAACUAUGGCUUGUGCAGACUGACAGUGGGAUACUAAAAGGAAAAAAACCGGCUCACAGCUUCUUCUUUCCCCCCUCUCCCCCCAUCCAACUUUUCUUGUUUGUCAUGUGAUGGCCUCAUUUAUUAAUCACAUUCCUUUUCCACAGCCUUCUAUCUUCUUUGUUCUUCUUACUAUAGCUUCAAAAGGUGGAACCUUUUACCAAACACCCAAGAUAAAUUUCUUUAUUGGUGUAAUGUACUUGGAAAGAAUAACUUUUUAGCUAUAAUUGCUAACUGCAGAGGUCUGAAACCAGGUGUUCAGUGUAUGUGUCUUAUCCCCAACAUACAGUGUGUGUUCUUUGAUAAGCUGUUACCUUUUUUGUUUCCUGACAUCCCUCUAGUUUCUGAGAUUCCUUGAAAUGUUUUUGUGAAUGAUGGGAAUUAAAUGAGAGGACAGUUGAUUCAGAAAGCAUUAGUGUGCACAUUUAGACUGCCCUUUUUAGUAUUCCAGUUGAAUGUAUGAAAUAAACUAGCACAAGUUAAGUAUUAUUUGCAGAGUAAGUGUUUAUUCUACACUAAGUUGUGUGUUCCAUUUUGGACUAUUCUUUUCUGUUUUAUGAAGAAGUUGCAUUAUUGCAUUGCCCACAGCAGACUCGUACCAGGUUGGGUGUCUUAAUUGGAAUAGCUCUUAAUUUGUCUUUUAAGUUCCUAACAGAUUUGAAUCAUGAUGCUGUGAGCCAUAAGGGAAUCAAGUAUACACAAAAUCAUGUUUGUACAAGAUGUAUGUGACUUCUUCCCAUAUUGUAAAUAUUGGUAGAAUUUGAUAUGGAGAAUAAUGUGUAAUAUAAAAAUUAAACACUGCCAUUGUAAUAAAGAUUCAUGGAAUGCAAA
Messenger RNA from Schistocerca cancellata (South American locust), 10755 nucleotides. RefSeq lists its product as uncharacterized. The transcript is spliced from 7 exons. The coding region runs from base 292 to 3306 and encodes 1004 amino acids. Gene Ontology annotation, cellular component: nucleus. NCBI's taxonomy places the organism in Eukaryota, Metazoa, Arthropoda, Insecta, Orthoptera, Acrididae. The record is from RefSeq and is a predicted model, not a curated record. Gene Ontology annotation, molecular function: histone H4K20 methyltransferase activity; protein binding.